GAUGGAGGAGUUGGGUAAGACUCUGGAAGAUGCAUAAACAAUAUACAUCGGUGAGCCCCAUUGCUGACGUCACUGUGAAGACUGAAAACAAACUUCAACCAAAGAAAUACCGCUACGUACGUAAAGAAGGCAGCUGUAAUGUUGUGUUUCGCCAUGUUCCCGAGGAGUGGCUGCUGUUUGUUACCGACAUCUUCACCACCUUGGUGGAGAUCAGAUGGAGGGUGAUGUUCCUGAUCUUUGCCCUGUCUUACAUCCUGUCGUGGCUUUUCUUCGGCAUCCUCUACUGGGUCAUCGCUCUCGCUAACGGUGACACAAGAACAAACACAAGUGAACCCUGCAUGUACGGGGUGCGCAGCUUCACAGCCGCUUUCCUCUUCUCACUUGAAACUCAAACGACCAUUGGCUACGGUUCCAGAGGAAUGUCCGAGUUCUGUAUGAUUGCCAUUAUCAUUGUUACUAUACAAGAUGUCAUCAGCUGCUUCAUCGACACGUUUGUCAUCGGAAUUGUCGUCGCCAAGAUGGCCUCGGCCAGGAAGAGGGCGCAGACGGUGGGAUUCAGCAACUGGGCCGUCAUCAAUCUUCGUGAUGGUUACUUGUGUCUCUCCUGGAGAGUCGGGGACUUCCGCAGGCACCACCUGGUGGAGGGGACGGCUCGCGCACAGAUUGUCCGGUCCACGGUGCAUGCCACAGGAAAAAUGGACGUGACAUACGAAGAUUUGGUCAUCCAGCAGAGGGAAAUCAUUCUGGUCACACCUACCACUGUCUUCCACAGGAUCAAACCUGGCAGCCCUUUGUUCAAUAUGAGCUUGAUAGAUCUGCGGAAAGCAGACUUUGAGCUGGUGGUGUCUUUUACGUACACGGACGACUCCUCAGGUAUGCUGCAUCAGACCCGAACCUCGUACACUCCAGCUGAAAUCCUCUGGGGUCAACUGUUCCAGGAGAUGAUCAGGGUCAGCAGGAGGAACUACAGGGUGGAUUACACCUUGUUUAAUCACACCGCAAAGGUGCUGGUGCCUGAGGUCAGCGCUGAGGAUUACGAACACAAGAAGCAGAUGAGGCCCUCUCCCCGACAUUCCCCACGACCUUCCCCGCGCCCCUCUCCAAGGUUAAAGCAGCGGAAUCAUCAAGAAAAACCUCUAAAACCCCCAACGGUAACUGUGGAACUUGUGAAUGAUAUAGGCCCUCAACCAACUGUUUCAACAUCUCAAGCAGACAAUCAACAUCACGAUACGUUGACUCUGCCAAAUUCCCUCACAAAUACAGAAAUAUAA
Molecule: messenger RNA, 1271 nt
Organism: Cottoperca gobio
Lineage: Eukaryota; Metazoa; Chordata; Actinopteri; Perciformes; Bovichtidae
Gene: kcnj16a
Product: potassium inwardly rectifying channel subfamily J member 16a
Exons: 2
Coding region: 30-1271 (413 amino acids)
Biological process (GO): regulation of monoatomic ion transmembrane transport; potassium ion import across plasma membrane
Cellular component (GO): plasma membrane
Molecular function (GO): inward rectifier potassium channel activity
Source: RefSeq, a predicted model, not a curated record